CUAGAAGGAGACCCGGAAGUAGUAGCUAUAUACAGCUGACUGCAUGGUGUUUAAAACAUGGCGGCGCGCACCAAGACUCAGACGCUGCAGGUUAUAGACACGGAAUAUAGUGCUGACUCUGUGGAGUGGUGUCCGCUGGAUGGCUGGAGUAACAUCCUGGCGUGUGGAACGUACCAACUGAAAAAACCUGAGAAUGGGUGUGGGGAGGAGGAAUGGGACCGCCCACAUGAAAGGCUCGGCCGAAUUUACCUUUAUUCCUACGCUGCCGAUCAACUGUUUUCUCCCGUCGCAGAACUUCAAAGAAUGGAAACGGCUGCCAUAUUGGAUAUGAAAUGGUGUCAUUUACCAGUUGCAGAUCAUCCCACCCUGGCUAUUGCUGAUGCGAAGGGUUCUGUGGCACUGUACAGACUGCUGGACAAUAAGGAAAGCUGCAGGCUUGAGUCCAUGUGUAAUGUGGAGUUAGGGGAAGAAUGUCUCGCUCUGUCCCUCGAUUGGUCCACAGGAAGAUUAGUGAGCAGUCCCAUGAAGAUAAUCUGUAGUGACUCGAAGGGCAGGUUGAGUCUUCUCCUGGUGGAUGAGUCCGGACAAUCCAUGGAUGUCGCGUGCCAGUGGGGAGCCCAUGAGUACGAAGCAUGGAUAGCUGCCUUCAACUACUGGGACCAUGAUGUGAUCUUCUCAGGUGGAGAUGAUUGCCUGCUGAAAGGCUGGGACACCAGGAUUAAUCCAGAUAACCCCAUAUUUAUCAGCAAGAGGCAUUCGAUGGGCGUUUGCAGCAUCCAGAGUAACCCACAUCGGGAGAAUAUGCUGGCCACUGGGAGCUACGACGAGCACGUUCUCCUGUGGGAUACGCGGCAGAUGAAGAGGCCCAUAUCGGACACCCAUGUCCAAGGUGGCGUCUGGAGGUUAAAGUGGCACCCGACCCGUGGCAACCUUCUGCUAGCUGCCUGCAUGCACAGCGGUUUCCACAUCCUAGACUGUGACCGCCAAUCUGUUAAGGAUAGUGUAUCAGAUGAAUGUCCCAUCCUGUCAUCUUAUGUCCUGCACAAUUCCUUGGCCUAUGGUGCGGAUUGGUCCAAACUAUCUCCUCAAGCUUCCAUACUUGCCAAUCGAGAACCUAAACCUCUUCAGUUGAGUAGCUCAGACGGUAAAGAACACAAGCUGGACCGCCCCAUGCAGAACUUGAAGAUCUUCUACGACUCCCCCACUGCCAGUUUUGAUGUGGAAGUUGAGGAAGAUCACGAAGAACAUGUUCCAGCUGGUUCUCUGGAGGAGAAUGAAGAACCAACAGCUGCACCAGUGGGCCAACCUGUCCUACAAUCCACCACUUCCUCUGCCUGUGGCGCUUCUGAGAACAGUGUGGUGGCUACUUGUUCAUUUUACGAUCACAUGCUGCACGUCUGGAGAUGGGAAUGGCCAUUACCCUGAAAAAUGUGUCAACUGUGAACCGGGCACUAUUUUAACAAACACGGUUCUGAAAACAAACAACUUGAGAGAACUUGAUUUUAAACUAGUUUGCAUUUGUUGUUCUGUAAUUUGUUUUUUUCAAUUUCCGAGGACGCGGUUGGUGUAAACUAGAAUUGCGUCCUGGCCAAUGUUAGUUACCAUCUUCGUUCUGACUGGCCGCAUGGCAAUCUCUUACAAAAUACCAAGUCUUGGGCAACUGAGUACUUAAUACAAGGUGGUAGAAACUGAGUAGCCCCCACGACUGGGGUAUUGAAUGUCAUCGCAAACUAUAUACAGUGACUUGUGAACUCUGAAACCGCCAACAAUACAGACCUCCAGAGCAAUAACCUUUUAAAAAUAGUCUUUUCUGCAACUUAUUGACCAACGUUUAAAGGGCAGCACUCGCUCUGCUCCACUCCCACCUAAUUUGACUUCUAGUCCCUGUCCUAAUGUAUUUUAUACCCCACCUCCUAUAGACUGUAAGCUCAUUGAGCAGGGCCCUCUUCAACCCAUCGUUUCUGUAAGUUUCUCUUGUAAUUGUCAACUUUAUAGUCAA
Molecule: messenger RNA, 1999 nt
Organism: Pelobates fuscus (common spadefoot toad)
Lineage: Eukaryota; Metazoa; Chordata; Amphibia; Anura; Pelobatidae
Gene: DPH7
Product: diphthamide biosynthesis 7
Exons: 10
Coding region: 58-1425 (455 amino acids)
Biological process (GO): protein histidyl modification to diphthamide
Cellular component (GO): cytoplasm
Molecular function (GO): diphthine methylesterase activity; protein binding
Source: RefSeq, a predicted model, not a curated record